AUGUCAAUGGUUCUCUUAGGAUAAAUCGGCUCAGGUAAAACUACAAUUUAUAAUAAAAUUACAAAUUCAAAAGAAGCAACGCCAGCAGGUGGGGCUUCGGUUACUAGGAGUGUUUUUAUGAAAAAAUCAUGUUACGGGUAAGGGUUUUCCGUAUUAGAUACACCAGGUUUUGGAUCAGAUUCAAAUAAAAUAGAUCAUAUUGCAGGGGUGCUUUCUGCUUUAUCUGAAGGACCAAUUAACAGAAUUGUUAUUCUAGCUAGAUUUGCUAGAACUAAUGUAAUUUUAGAAGAUGUAAAAAGAAUUUUGCCUGCAUUUAUCAAUUAUAGGCAUAUGAUCACAGUAAUUGUUACAUGUUGGGAUUUUUGUAAAAAAAAAGAAGAGCAAGAAUCAAAUAAAAGAGAAAUACAAUAAAGGCUUGCAUAAUAUAAAAUUAAUUCAGUGAUGUUUGUUGGUAAAAAUGACUCUUCUGAGAGUAUCUGUCUUUAAAUUGAUCAAAUUAUUGCUACAUCCCCAGCACAAAAUGUUAGUUUAAUUGAAAAUGAUAUCUUCCAGAAUUUUGAAAUGACAGAUUAUGAUGAUGGAGAGAUUUUUGAAAUUGAGAUUUUUAAAGGUAAAUUAGUAACAUAAUACCACAAUUUUUUUAAUUAAGCAUUAAUACUUAUAGAAAAACACAAUAUUUAAAAAGGAUUAUAAGCAGAUUAUUUCUAUGCAAUAACAUAAUUUGCCAAAUAAAAAGUAGAUGAUGUUAUGAAAUAAUUUGAGAUGGAAAAACUAGGCACCAUUGAUAAAUUAAGCGAAAAUGAACAACUUAAGGUCAUUCAAAUUCAUUUUUAACUUAAAAAUACUAUAUUUAAAGAUUAUGAAUAUCUUGUUGAUGCUGCCCACAAACAAACUCACAAUUCACAUUUCACCAAAUUUAUUAAAAAAUGCCAUCAUUGUGGCGAAAUUUGGUUCAAAGCAGCUGGUUGUGAAGGCGAGACAGUCUGUGGACGCCUCAAUGGGAGUCAUAUAGAUGAUUUCAUCAAAUAGGAAGAUCCUCCUCUAAAAUUUAAAGUUACAUACAUAAAUGAGAAGUUGUAAGUGAAACUUGAUGAGUCUGUGAAACCAAAAGAAAUAGUGUUAAAUGAAAAAAAUAUAAAAAAUUUAAUGACGGACGAGACAAAAAUUAAGCUAGAACAAAUGACAUUGAACGGUGAAACAUUCAAAGUAGGUGGAGCUGGAUGUAAAAGAGUAAUAGAGUGGGAAAAAAUGUUUCCAUUGUCAGAAGAAGAAAUCAAUACUGUUUUAGGUAUUUUAGAUAUUAAAUUGUGUGAGAAAAUGGUUGAAAUUGAGAAAUUAACAUAAUAGAAAACACUAAACUAAUAAAUAUAAUAUAAGGAGGAACUAGAUAAGAAAAUAAAAGAAUAAUAAACAAAAAUCUAAAGAGCAACAUGA
Molecule: messenger RNA, 1434 nt
Organism: Paramecium pentaurelia
Lineage: Eukaryota; Ciliophora; Oligohymenophorea; Peniculida; Parameciidae
Source: the annotation of a GenBank genome assembly